GGAAGUGAAGGAACGGAGGGGCUCUGCUUCCGGCGCCGGAGUCGCUGCGCCGUCUUCGCGCCAUGGCGGCGCUCGGCCGGCAGGUCUUGGAGUGGCACCGCCUGGUCCCCCUCCCCUGGGCGUGCGUCGCUGCGCAGACUCCUCGUCUUGGGGAGCGGAGAAGGGCACCGGCCCUCUUGUUGUGUAAACUGGCCACAGCCUCCAGUGGAGGGGGCCUUGGGGGGCUUCCCCGUGUGGAAUCCGGAAAGCACGUGCAGGAACCGGAGUGCAAGACGAGCCUCACGUGGUGCCCCCCCGAGAAGCAGAGGGCCCCUGUGGGCGGAGCGUCCGUGGAGCAAGAGGAGGCCUUCAGCUCCCUCCUGGACAUGGGUUUCAGCGGCGUCCACGCUCAGGAACUGCUCAGCAUACAGCCCGGGACCCACCCUCGACAGCUGCUGGACAUCGUUUCAGAGUUAAUACUCUUGGGUGUGAAUCCAGAGCCUGCGUACGAGGCCUUGAGGAAGAGUCCCCAGUUACUGAGGCUGCCGGUGGUGCACGUGAAGAAGCGUGCCGCUCACCUGCGGAAGCUGGGGCUCGGAGAAGGGAAGCUGAAGAAGGUGCUUCACUGCUGCCCCGAGGUUCUCACCAUGCGCCACCGGGACCUGGACGGCGUCGUGCGGGUUCUCAGGGAGAAGUGCCUGUUCACCGCGCAGCAAGUGACCGAGAUCUUGCACAGGUGUCCCCACGUUCUCCGGGCGGACCCCGGUGAGCUGGAGUACAAGUUCCAGUAUGCCUACUUCAGGAUGGGGGUGAAGCACGUGGACGUGGUGAGGACCGACUUCCUGCAGUACCCCAUCACCAAGACUAGGCAGAGGCACACCUUCCUGGAGCGCCUGGGACGGUACCAGACCCCGGACAAGAAGGGGCAGACGCAGGUCCCUAACCCUCUGCUCAAGGACAUUCUCAGAGUUUCGGAAGCUGAGUUUCUGGCCAGGACGGCCUGUUCUUCUGCCGAGGAGUUUGAAGUGUUUAAGAAGCUCUUGGCUCGGGAGGAGGAGGAGGAGGCGGAGGCUGAGAGCCCCGUGCCUGGUGACGAAAGCCCCAGUGACGAGGACGAGGACUGGGAGGAGGAGGAGGAGCUGUGACAGAGGCCUGGGGACACCUGAGGACGUUCUACUUCUCCCAGAGCCCUUGGGACCUUCCCUUGGAUCUUCUCAGGCCAUUUCUCAUCCCAAAACUGGUCUUUUGAUGAGAAAUUACUGUAGGUCACUGAAAAGGAGGUCGGAGGGCCCUGCUGCAUUGUGAAUAAAAGACUGGCUCCCAGCUGUUAAAAUCGGGAACUCGGUGCAUCAAAAUUGGGUUUUAUUUUCUCGGCGGUAGCUGUCGGGAAUCAUCCCCUGACAGGGUGUGCUUCUGGAGUCCUUGUCUGUGUCCUUCUAGUGCUAAAGGUACAAUUAAGAGAAGACAGCGAGGUUUUGGCACAUCACAGCACUUUAUUUUAUGAAAACAAGUAGCAAGCUUUCCCAAAGAGACUCGUGUAUUGAAUCCAGAAGUGCUGCUUCCCAAUAGCAUUCAGUGUACAGCGGAGCAGGGGCGUGGGUCCGUGAUCGUCGGCUUCAUGUGGCAAAGCUGCUGCUGCCAGCGCGACACUGGGCGCCCCUCUCCGAGGGGCGGGCCUGCCCCCGGCCUCAGGAGCCUGGCGUUCGCGCCCACUUAGCCAGUGGGCCACACCGGGGCCUGGCGUCUCUGGCGGCUAGGAGUGCUGGCUCGGGGCUCGCAGGAACCGAAGGGGCCGUGGAGCCGACCCAGCCAGGCAGCCCCAUCCUUUUGUGGGGGCAUCUGAUGCCAGAGGAGAGGAGCAUCUGAAUGUGGCUGGGCCAGGCAGGUCCGGGGUCUGGUCAGGGUGGCAGUCCGGGAGCUCUCCGUGACACCGGAGAGGGAGAAGUGCCCUCAGGAGCCCUGUGAGUCUGAGCAGCGACUUGAGGCCUUGAGGUCAAAGGCCCGGCCCUGAUGGCAUGAGCUCCAUGACAGGGGAGGGUUGGUGCUGACCAGGCUGGUGGGCGUUCUGGGCACCCUUCCUUGGGCUGGCGCUGCCCAGCGUUCCUUUCCCCGUGCACCGGGACACAGUCAGCAGGUCUGAGCCCCGUUUUCCGGGGGGUUCAGCGCUGAACUGAGGCACGUGCUUAUGCGUUCCAGGGCUCCGGUUCCCCAUUCAACUGCAAAAAGGAAGGUAUUGUUUGCAGAACACAAAUAGCUCAGGGGACCUCUGCCCCUGUGAGCUAGACAUUGUGGCCUCUGUCAGCCAGUGGGAGGUGGUCCAGCCAAGGAAAGGUGCUGGAGGUCGGUGACACAGGGUGGCCCUUGCCCACUGGGCUCCUGAGGGCAGAGUGGCUCCAUUCCCUCUGUGACAGCCAUGCCCCGUGCGGAAAGGAGACACUUUGCCUUUCU
Molecule: messenger RNA, 2427 nt
Organism: Phyllostomus discolor (pale spear-nosed bat)
Lineage: Eukaryota; Metazoa; Chordata; Mammalia; Chiroptera; Phyllostomidae
Gene: MTERF4
Product: mitochondrial transcription termination factor 4
Exons: 4
Coding region: 63-1124 (353 amino acids)
Biological process (GO): mitochondrial ribosome assembly; regulation of DNA-templated transcription
Cellular component (GO): mitochondrion
Molecular function (GO): double-stranded DNA binding
Source: RefSeq, a predicted model, not a curated record